AGCUUCUGAUAUUAUUCAAAAAAUAAAUGUGAUUGAGUAAACUCUAUCACAGCGGGCCUGAUGAGAGCAGCUGUAAUCCUUGUAAAAGAACCCUAUCAGGUGUAGAGAUCCCAGGACAUGCAGCCAGGAAAAAAGAAUUCCUGCAGCUUUGCUCCUCCUCUGCUGCUCAGUCACUGUGUCAAUGGAGCACCACAAGGCAGCAAGUACACAGAGUACCAGCCUCUCCUGAUGUACUCUUUUUAAUACUAUUCUUCACCUCCCAAAAAAAAAGGGUUUUCUCUGCUUUGCUCUGUUGUGUAAAGGAGUGUACUUAUUUACCUGGAGAUUAUGACGGUAACUCCUGUGUACAUGUGGGUGUAACUGAAAAGGAUCGAACGCGCUGGUUAGAGGGUCAUCAGGGGAUUUCUCAAAGCCUAAAGGUGAGUUACCUGUGUUACGGACGCGGCACACCCGUAGGGCACACCCCCUGCCAGGUGGCUCAAAUAUGGGAACUCUCAUUCCUGUCACAUCUUCCAUCCAUAUAUAUCUAUUCUGGAAUGUUCAGAGAUAAAGCUGAAAGAGGCCUUUGUCUUCCUGCCUGUUGGCCGCUAUGAUACUGGACCUGGUGGAAUGUGGGUUCUGAGGCUGGUGCUGUGAAUCCAACAUGGAGGUGAAGAAAGAUGAAGGGCCAUGGUCUCCUGCUGCAGCAUCAUCUGGUCCGUCCAAUCCUGCGUGCUACAGGAGCAUCUUGAUAGUCUUCCUCCUAAUCUUCCUCGUCAUCGGGGUCUUUGUAGGCCUGCUCAUUGCAUACUUGAUGCAGGAGCAGCAUUACUUUAUAGAGACAAUGGAGCUGAAAGGUCUGAAGUAUGACCCUGUCCUGCAGGAUGAGAACUCUGGCUUCUCUAUUGUACUAACCUCAGUUCUGAAAUCCAAGAUUCAAAAUGUUUUCAUUGCCUCAUCUGCAUCACAUCACUACAUCAAGUGCAAUAUUGUUGCCUAUGGUAACAUCAACGGUGACGUGAUGGUAACUUUCAGAUUGGUCUUCAGGGUGUCCAAGCUCCAGCAGUAUUCAGACUACUUUAUUCAGGACUUACUGAGAGCAGGUCUCAGCUUGGCGAUGCGCGGGAAGCCACUGGAGGUGCCUCAGUUUGGAGAGAUCAAGGCUAUAAUUUUAUUAGGAGCCAGUGGGAAGUCAUUCUAUGCCAUUGGAGAUGAGUUACUCGCUAGGUGUCGUGACGACACCUUCAUUUGUGAUGACGGGGAAUGUGUCACCAAAUUAAAUCCAGAGUGUGACUUCAUCCCCGACUGUGCAGAUGGCUCUGAUGAAGCUCGCUGCGAAUGCGGCACUCGUCCUGCCUUGGGGAGGCGCAUUGUGGGUGGUGAGGAUGCUCGACACGGGGAACUGCCCUGGCAGGUCAGUCUGAGGCUCCAUGACCAUCACAUCUGCGGGGCCUCUAUCAUCAGCGAGCGUUGGCUGGUCAGCGCAGCCCACUGCUUUGAGAGCCACAAUGACCCCAGUGAGUGGACAGCCCUGGUAGGAGCCAGCAUGGUGAGCGGCGAGGAGCCGGAGUCCAAAACAAUUCACAUCAAGUCACUGGUGGUGUCUCCAGACUACAACCCUCUGACCACUGACUCUGAUGUGACUGUGCUGGAGCUGGAGACGCCUCUCACCUUCAGCCCUUAUAUCCAGCCUGUCUGCCUGCCGUCUCCAGCUCAUGUCUUUUCACCGGGUCAGAGCUGUGUGGUGUCAGGGUGGGGCGCUCUGCAACAGCACCUCACUGACGUGCCUCCCAUCCUGCAGAAGGCUGUGGUGAAAAUCAUCGACUCCAAAGUGUGCAAUAAGUCAUCUGUGUACAGAGGUGCUGUGACACACAACAUGAUGUGUGCUGGAUUCCUGCAGGGGAAAGUGGACUCCUGUCAGGGUGACUCUGGAGGGCCCCUUGUAUGCGAAGGGGCCCCUGGGAGGUACUUUCUAGCAGGGGUGGUGAGUUGGGGUGUCGGCUGUGCCCAACUCAACAAACCUGGAGUCUAUUCUCGGGUAACCAGUCUCCGCAACUGGAUUCUAAGCCACGCAGAUCCCAGUUUGGUCCAAAAUCAUGUCCAGUAUAUCCCCACUGAGCCAGUUACCGUGCCAGGAAGGACCUUUACUAACGUGGAUGUAUCUGAGACCACAGCUACCAAUGAGUCAUUUUCACUACUACUGCCUGUGUCCAACUGCAGUGGAAACUUCCAAUGUAGUGCCAUUUCCUGCAUCAAUAAGGUCAAUCCAGAGUGUGAUGGAGUCACAGACUGCCCCAAUCGGUCUGAUGAAAGAAACUGUGAAUGCGGCGUUCGUCCUGCUUUGGGAUCCCAUCGGAUUGUAGGUGGAGUAACAGCUCGUAGGGGGGAGUGGCCUUGGAUUGGCAGCCUUCAGUACCAAAGACUUCACCGAUGUGGUGCCACACUCAUCCACAACAGAUGGCUGCUCACUGCAGGACACUGCUUCAAAAGUGACCCAAACCCCGCUGGCUGGACUGUGAGUUUGGGUUCUGUGCUGCGCUCUGGGGUAGGAGCUCUGGUCAUCCCCAUCCAGCAGGUCAUCAUCCACCCAGAGUUCAACGGCACAAACAUGGAUCAUGACGUUGCUCUUCUGAAGCUGGCUGUGCCAGCACCAAUGUCCUACACCAUCCAGUCCGUCUGCCUCCCCUCACCAGCGCACCGCUUCCUGAAGACUGCAGAAUGCUAUAUUGCGGGUUGGGGAUCCAUGAGGGAAGGAGGCUCAUUGACAAACUUGCUCCAGAAAGCUGCAGUGAACGUCAUCGACCAGUCAGACUGCCAGAAACCGUACGGAAAUGUUCUGACUGAAAAUAUGAUGUGUGCUGGUUACAUGGAAGGAGGCAGAGACACCUGUCUGGGAGACUCCGGAGGCCCGCUGACUUGUCGUCAGAUUUCAGGCCAGUGGUUUGUCGCGGGGGUGACCAGCUGGGGACACGGAUGUGGGCGAAUAGGUUUUCCUGGCGUUUACACUCGUGUAACAUCUAUCAGGAAGUGGAUAGCCAACUAUCUGCCUUUCUGACAUGCCACAAACUCCAACAAGAGCAGCUGGAGCCAGAAAAGCAUUGGUGAGCGACAUGGAGGAAGUGGACUUUCAAGAGCAUCAUCUCAAAGUCACGUCUGCAGACAUUCCACCCCAUAUACUCAGUUUUCACCAGUAUUGACCUGCGUGGCCUACAGGUCAUAGGUCUGUUCGUAAUACUGUGUAAUUAUCAGGUUUCACAAGUACUGAAUAAAAAUGGAGAACCCUGAAGUGACAUUCAUGGACAUACUACCAACACAUGCAUGAAGUAUUUAUUUCAGCUAUUUAUUAUCUUGCCCGGUUGCAUGGGCCUGCGUUGUAUGCUUUUCCCCAUUUUGUGUUCCAUGCAGAAUAUGUCAUUCUUUUAAUGGAAUUAUUUGUAUCUAGAGGUAGAGAGAGGAA
Messenger RNA from Thalassophryne amazonica, 3436 nucleotides. It is a transcript of the gene tmprss9, whose product is annotated as transmembrane serine protease 9. The transcript is spliced from 16 exons. Lineage: Eukaryota; Metazoa; Chordata; Actinopteri; Batrachoidiformes; Batrachoididae. Bases 644 to 3034 code for a protein of 796 amino acids. Gene Ontology annotation, molecular function: serine-type endopeptidase activity; protein binding. Gene Ontology annotation, biological process: proteolysis. The record is from RefSeq and is a predicted model, not a curated record.